Messenger RNA from Marmota monax (woodchuck), 331 nucleotides. RefSeq names its product ubiquitin-conjugating enzyme E2 variant 1-like. Lineage: Eukaryota; Metazoa; Chordata; Mammalia; Rodentia; Sciuridae. The record is from RefSeq and is a predicted model, not a curated record. Gene Ontology annotation, cellular component: nucleus. The coding region runs from base 35 to 331 and encodes 98 amino acids. The transcript has a single exon. Gene Ontology annotation, biological process: DNA damage tolerance; protein K63-linked ubiquitination.
CACAGUUAGGUAAGAUCUAGAAGAUGAGGAAGACAUGACACUUACGAGAUGGACAGGGAUGAUAAUUGGGCCUCCAAGAACAAUUUAUGAAAACCUAAUAUACAGCCUUAAAAUACAAUGUGGACCUAAAUACCCAGAAACACCCCCCUUUGUAAUAUUUGUAACAAAAAUUAAUAUGAAUGGAGUUAAUAGUUCUAAUGGAGUGGUGGACCCAAGAACCAUAUCAGUGCUAGCAAAGUGGCAGACUUCAUAUAGCAUCAAAGUUGUUCUGCAAGAGCUGUGGUGCUUAAUGAUGUCUAAAGAAAAUAUGAAACUCCCUCAGCCUCUGUAA